GCUCCUCCGCGGCGGCAGCAUUCGUCGUCAAUCGACACGAGCAGGAUGAUUCAAGCACUGCAGGCAGCGAUGCGACCGUUCGCGGAUGCAGCGUCUGGGCCCACGGACGAUUUUGCAGACACCCUCGAGGCAUCGAAGGCUGCGAUCGCGCAAGCGCUGCGAGACGCAAAAAACGGUUCCGCGGGCGCCGCGCAGCCCGCCGCCGCGCCGGCGGGCGCGGAGCCGAUGCAACUCGACGGCGGUAACGACGCGGAGCUCCGAGCCCGGCUCGCGGCGACGACACAACGCGCGACCGAAGCGGAGCGGCGCGCGGCGGAAUUGGAGAAGCGCCUGGCGGCCGAGCGCAAGGCGCGCGAGGCGGCCGAGCGCAAGACGCGCGACGCGGAUGCGUGCACCGUCGCAGAAAGGAAGCGCGCCGACGAUCUCGAGGAGGAGCUCCGCAUCGCCGACCGGGGCAACCUGGCCCUUCAAUCUAAAUUCGCGGAAGAGCGCAAGGCACGCCGGGCGGCCGAGAAGGCGCUCCGGGAGGUGCAAAGACGACCUGCCUCGACCUCGCUCUUGGCUCAGUCGUCUGCGAGGGCCUUGGCCGCGGCCCCCCAGCGCGCCGUACCGCGGCCCGCGCCUCUUCGUCGGUCUCCGUCCCGCGAGCGCACGCCGCCGCCUCCCCCUCGAGCGGGGCCCGCGGAACUCGGGGGAAAGCGCAAGCCGCCGAAUUCGGCGAACCCCCCGACGCCCGAUCCAGGGCAGCCGCCGGCAACCGUUGAGUUCGACUUCACGGAAACGUUCGACGGGGGCGGACCCGCCGGCGAGGCGGAGCGCCGCGGCUCGGACCAG
Pelagomonas calceolata is the source of this 834-nucleotide messenger RNA. The record is from the annotation of a GenBank genome assembly. Lineage: Eukaryota; Pelagophyceae; Pelagomonadales; Pelagomonadaceae.